AAAGAACCCUCCAACCCAAAUGAACAAUGAAUCGAACCAGACAACCAAACCCCAACAUCCCCCACCCAUCCACCUUCCUCUGGGCCCACGAGCUCCGACGCGAAAACAUUCAACUCGUGAACCAACUCAACAGCGUCAGAUCCGACCUCGCUGCUGCCAAAGAUACCAUAGCGAAUCUGAAUUACAGACUUGAGAGUCUAGAUCUACGAGCACGCGAGGAAAAUAUCAGAUUGGAGAACAGCCUGAAGGAACUAGAAGUUCGAUUCGACACUAAUCUACGAACUGGUAUUGAGCGGGUUGAGGAACUUGAGAAUGAUAAUCGCCAGCUACGGGGUAGGGUUGAUUGUUUGGAGAGGCGUGCUCGUGAACAAGAGAGAAUGGAGGAGGGUAUUCGCGUGAGGGUGCUGGAUGAGGUGAGAGAGAUGUUGAUGGAACGGGGAGGUAGUGGAGUGAAGGUGGGGAUGGGAUUGGGAAUGGAGAGAGGGGAUGUUGUCAAGGCUUGUUCUGCUGGGUCUGAUGUUCUUGUUCCGGAUUCGAUACCUAUGGGUUCGGUUCCUGGUGUUGAUGUUGGUGGGAGGAGUGGGUUGUCGUCCACGCUUUCUGAUACUACGUGGGGGACACCUUCUUUGGUGGGUGAGGAGAAGACUGAGGAAGUUGGGACGGAGUUGGAGGGUGUUAUGAAGCAGGGUGGGAGAUCGUUGGCUGAUUAUUUGGCUGCUGCUGAGGGGAUGAGAUGCGGAUUGCAGGCACAGAGGGAUGAAGGUGAGGUUGUCAGGGCGGUUGUGCGAGGUCUUGAUGACUCUGGUAUCCGGGCUUUGAUCGAGGAAGAGAUGAACAACGCUGGCUGGUCUUGGAGUGAUUUGAGGGACGCCAUGUUGAAGGUUAUUGAGGACAGGAAACCUCCUAUACGGGUGCCAGUCAAGGAAAGCGAAACGCUUAAUGGAAAUGUCAAACUCGAGUCGACAAAUGCUCCGGAAGUCCAGCGCAAAAGGCCGAGAACGAGAAGGUCCAUACCCAUUGUACCAGCUGAUGAAGAGGAUGAACGCUUUGUUAUGGAGAUGUACCGCCGUUGA
Aspergillus costaricaensis CBS 115574 is the source of this 1073-nucleotide messenger RNA. RefSeq lists its product as uncharacterized. The record is from RefSeq and is a predicted model, not a curated record. The transcript has a single exon. The coding region runs from base 27 to 1073 and encodes 348 amino acids. NCBI's taxonomy places the organism in Eukaryota, Fungi, Ascomycota, Eurotiomycetes, Eurotiales, Aspergillaceae.